GUCCCUGCUGGCGGUACAAAUGGACGUGGCCCUGUUCAAGCACCAGCUGCAAAGCAAGCCCUUCGCAUGUAAGUACGACUACCUGCCGAAGUACAUUGACCUGAUGGUCAUCUACAACUACAACAUGCAGUCGCGCAUCGUCGAUACCCAAGCCAACUUGCAUUACACGCUAUAUGAGCCCAACGAGAUGGAGUUCGACCUCAUUCGCUUCAUGGACACUAGCAUCGAGAAGCACAUUCCCAUGCCCGGCCAGCACGCGGAGGGCUACAAUCUGCAGUACGACGACAGACCAUACUAUCCGUUCGAGGAAACGUUCAAGCCUGAGGAUACCACGAACGGGGGCGAGGCCAUCGGGGACUACCAGUACCAGGACAAGAACAACGACGAGGAGGUCACCCGCAAGCCUGCCGCAGGUGCGCAGCAGCGCCAACGCGCGGAAUAG
This is a messenger RNA of Prorocentrum cordatum, 442 nucleotides long. The record is from the annotation of a GenBank genome assembly. Lineage: Eukaryota; Dinophyceae; Prorocentrales; Prorocentraceae.